AUGCCAUCAGUUCAACCUGCAGCUCCAGCAACACAAUCUGUAAACUUGGCCGCAGAGGUAGCAAGGUUGAGAGAACAAUUGAGGCUGAGAGAUAAGGCAUUGGCACAUGCUAGAAAACAAGCCCCACCAACCUUUGAAGGGAAAAUUGAUCCAAUAGUGGCAGAAGAUUGGUUAAGAUCGGUCGAGGCCAUCUUCGAUCAUAUGGAGUUGAAUGAUCGCCAGAGAGUCUCCUGUGCAGUUUAUUUACUCAAGAUGGAUGCACGGAUAUGGUGGCAUACUUUUAGCAAGAAGUACUAUAGUGCGGCCUUGCUUGCAACCAAUGUAGAUGAGUUUGUAACCCUGGUACAAGGAAACCUAUUUGUCACUAAUUAUGCACAAAAGUUCAAUAGGUUGGAAAAAUUUGCUCCUGAAGUUGUGCCAACUGAAACUCUGCGAGCCCAAAGGUUCAUAAGGGGACUCAAGCCAAUGAUCACUAGGGAUGUUAUGAUGACCAGUGUUGAAUUGGUCAGUUAUGCAGAAGUACUUGAUAGAGAACUUGAAGCUGAAUAUUUGGAAGAUCGGAUAUGGAAGGAUAAUGCUGCCAGAAGGGAGAACUAUUGA
This is a messenger RNA of Humulus lupulus (European hop), 600 nucleotides long. RefSeq lists its product as uncharacterized. The record is from RefSeq and is a predicted model, not a curated record. The coding region runs from base 1 to 600 and encodes 199 amino acids. NCBI's taxonomy places the organism in Eukaryota, Viridiplantae, Streptophyta, Magnoliopsida, Rosales, Cannabaceae. The transcript is spliced from 3 exons.